Molecule: messenger RNA, 1437 nt
Organism: Opisthorchis viverrini
Lineage: Eukaryota; Metazoa; Platyhelminthes; Trematoda; Opisthorchiida; Opisthorchiidae
Exons: 6
Coding region: 28-1239 (403 amino acids)
Source: RefSeq, a predicted model, not a curated record
AUAACCUCAACCAACAGCGCACUGAAGAUGUCUCCUCGAACGGUGACGAAAAGUUUGCAAAUCAAUUGCCAAGCUCGGCGGACAGAUCAACAGCCACCUGAUCAAUUACCAACCAAUACACCCGAGCUACCAAUAUUCCAAAACAUUACCAACCGUUUAUUCGUUUGCCACCUCACUGGCCUAACUUUCUACGCAAUGUUCCUCUUUACCACAGCUCCGUCUACCCAUCUUUUCGGACACGCGGUUUUACCGUUACCAACUUACGGUGAGACCCCCACGAAGUCGCAGCACGUUCUGCUUAUCGAUUGCCACGCCGGUGAGCCCGGUGAUAGGUGGAUGCCUCGGACAAAGAUGCUGGGUGAUGUGCGCGCCAAGUUCAUGUUGAUUUUGCAUGCAGAUCUGUUCGCAUCAUCGCGCACUGUGGAUUGUCAGGACGAUCGUGGUCGCCUUCAAGCUACUCGUGCUCACCCGUUGGAAGGGGCUCCUCAUUUCGUCUCAUCCCCGUCGCCAAUUAACCCCUUGUGUCAACAGUCAUCCACACAGGGUGUGAAAAGAUGGCAGAGUGAGAGGAAGAUGCCGGUAAACGAUUCCGCCCCACCAGUGGCUCAGUGCACCGCUUUGUCCACAGAACAGUUGGCGCAGUUUAUGUCUGCACCCACGGAACUAUGGCCGUUGGACGGAAGCAACGGCGUUGGCUUGGAGCAACAGCCAUCAACUCAAAGGAGUCGAAGUCGCUCCUUCGGAGACCAAAUCAAAGGCAGCCGACUGACAUCGAACCUGUCCAAUGAGGCAGGGAUACGAUCAUCGGAACACGUCGCUUCACAACUCUCAGCCUCACGACAGAGCCCCCAAUCCCCAGCUAGACCUCCGUUGAAUAAUCUCACCUCUUCGCUCAUGGGUGCGAGCACUUCGAGCGAUCCGUCCCAGAGUAGUCUUUUCCAAGUCGGGGAUUCCAGCACUCCCUUGAAGGCAUCCGGCAAGCACAGGUGGUUCUCUCUGGGACUGUUUCGUAGCAACAGAGGUCACCGGCCGAAAGCUUCUCGGUCGGAAGAUUUUGAGCAUUUGAAGCUUGAGGACUCAGCAGAAAAACUGACCAGACAUGUAGAACGGGCCGAGUUUCGAUCAACCUCUCACGACCGCUCCAAACUGCGGCGCUUUCUUAGCCGACGCAGCUCUAGAAAUAAACACCAUCCAGGCGCCUCUUCGGUUGAACCAGACUCACUGCUCAGUGCUCCAUGAGGAUUUCGAACGCCCUUACCAUGUUCCAUCGCCCAACGCGCUAUUUUUCCGCUGUUAUUUUGCUCUUUUCUCUCUACUUUCGAAUCAUCCCUUCAUGUUUGCCGUUUUUUGGUUCUUUUGUACGCGCAUUCCGUUCACACCCUUGUCACCUCCCCCCGAACAGAUGUAUCAUGUUGAUGGUUUCGAAUUGCAUCACUG